GACCCUCUUGCGGCUCGAGAGUUGAAACGACGAUACGACCAAAUGUGCAACGUUGGCAAGGACGGUAUACGCAGUCCAUACUCCGUCACAACCUUGACUGCUCAGACUGGGGGCACUGUUCAUCGUGUUAGUCACCGUAACACGCGCAUUAUCAAUUUGGAUCACUUGUUUUUACCGGAACCCAAGGAUGACGUUGUUUUGGUGCGUGAUACGGAGGGACCGAAUGGUACAUCGUGGCUGUCUUCCUCUCGGCUGCGAUCCACUCUUCCCAGGUUCUCGCGCAAUCGAGGAAGAUCGAGCUUUGGGUUUCCUGCAACAACAUCGAUGGUGUCCUUGUCAUUGAGGCCGCCCCCAAGCCUUUCAUCGCCAUACAGCCAAACUCAAGCCAUCCAAGCAUAUCAUUCGCCAUAUUCAUCUAACACAGGAUCCUUGCGCUCUCGUGCUGCUAACGCUAUUGAGGCUGUCCACCAGUUUGCAAGGUCAUCAUUCGAAGCCCAACGUGAUAUGUCUACCAAUCCAGCUGCGGACCCAUUUGGUGGUUUUACGCAUUAUGGAUUAAUGCGUCCUCCGCUGGCCACUAUCGAGGAUGUACAUGAAGCAGGAGCCGAAACCGCUGAACCCGAGAUCCAAAACCCAGUUCGUGCUGCCGACCCCUACACCCAGCAUGUGCUUCAUGCAGCUCCAUCUUUCGAAUCUACUUCUACUGCUCGCAUGCCAGGGGCCUCAACACCUACGCCGAAGUUCUCCACAAUGCAGGGCGUAGAAACAUCCAUUCGCACCAUUUUCGCCGCAUUUGACGCGUUCCAGAUGCUUAAUGACCCUUACGUAAAUGAAGAGUAUGGAGUUUUGAAGCUCCCUCCACGGGCUGUCUCCACCGUUCUUCCUAAUGACGACCCGCGUUUUGUCCUCUGGGGUUUGCCGGCCAAGUUCGAGCUUCCUCAACGUGAACAGAGCCCCAGCCGCUUGCGUUCUGGUUCCGACCCUACAGGUUCAUCAUCCCGCCCUGAGAGCAUCGAAUCCGUCGGGCGGCGGCCAUUAGUCCUUGCGGCAACCAUCGAAAGAUGGAUUGCACAACUGUCAUCAGAACGAAACGCUGAAGACCUGCAAAUAUUCUUCCUUACCUAUCGAGCUUUCAUCUCAUCAAUGGAUCUCUUACAUAUUCUCAUAUCUCGCUUUCACUGGACUCUAGAUCCGUCUUCCUCGACCUCUCUACCUCACCCCCACAAUUCCGGAGAUCUUAAUGGUGUACUUGCCACCAUCCGUAUGCGGACUUUCCUCCUCUUUGAAUAUUGGCUAGGCCAUUUCUUUUCGUUCGAUUUCAUAUCAAACCCCAAACUCGGCAUCGUGCUUACAACAUGGUUGAAUGCACUCCAUCGCAGUCCGCUUUUGGAUUCGCGGGCUGAUGCCCAGGGACUUGCCAAGAAGCUCGCUAAGCUCAUUGUUCGAAUGAAAACCAGGCAUUGGGACGAAGGUUUCUCCCGACUUCCGUCACAUAUUCGCCGGAAUAUAAUCGAUGGCAUAAUUCAACCACUUCCUCCACCAUCCCUUGGUUGUUCAGUUUUACUACCACUUCUUUUCAAGGGUCACGAUAUCUUCCAACAUCCAUCGCGGAUUAACCUAGAAGAUGUCGACCUUGAUUUCUCAAUCCCCCCUCCGGAUGGCUGGGGCGAGAACGAUGCAGGUAGUCCACUUCGACUGCAAGCUAUCCCUCCGCACGGGCUGCUCUCGUCCACGAAUGUAAAUGACCUGAAUGACUUGCUUACAGAUGACUUCGAGGCCCACGCGCACAUGAGGCUCCACUCCUCUCUAGGGAUUCGCCCGACCAGUCCCCCUCUUCCGCCAAUGCAUCGCCAUGGAAAGCUCUCACGUGUGAUCCUUGGUACGGUUGGCAAAGUUUUUCGUAUCGGUCGUCAUCGUCACAGUUCUGGGUUGCCGCUGAAAGAGGAUGACUUGCCAGAAGAUGAUUUGCAGUUGGAUGCGGAUGGUAACCUAAUUAAGGUCACUGAGGAUGACAGAACUAGUUCAUCCCUUGCCUCCCUUGAUACUCAUUUUAAAAAUCCUCCAUCACUGUUCUUGACUUCAGAAGCGCCGUCCACACCCUCGCUCACCGAUGUUAGUGGGACUUUGGACUCUAGGUCGAUGCGGUUUGAGGAGGGUCCCUCCGAAGAUUAUCGAAGGGGGGAUUCUCUCGGCGACCCUAAUCCGUUGCAGGCAGCACAACCAGAAGGUGCAAGAAAAAGCGAAGAGGCGUCGUCGUCCAUGUCUGCCCCGAUGAGCCUGCAUCAGCAUUCCCCGCAGAGCCUAAGAAGCUCAUCUGUCUUCUUGCGAAAUGCUCGUUCCUCGAUCACCUCAUGGAGGUCUUCAAUGUCAAGCCUCGGCAACUUAUUACCUCGCAGAUCUGUGGCCCAGGCUACUUACCCUUACCCUCCAGGGCUUCUGAAUGUUGUGUCAAUCGAUGAUUAUGAGUCUGAUGGCUCCGACGCCGAUCCGCGCUCAAAAUUGCGGCCGACACGACGCAGGCUACCGCGGCGUGAUGAUGCGACUUUCGUUCGUCGUUCGGUCUAUUCUACAUCUUCAGGUGUCAACUCAACAUUGAGUGAAGGGGCGUCCAGCGCUCAUGAUGCCGAAGACAGGAGAAUAGGCCAGCGCUCCCUCAAGAUGUGGCACCUAAGGCCUGUACAGCGCAAUUUCGUACAGAAGGAAUCUGGUCGUGGUGACCCGGAGGAUGCAUUACGGAGGCUCGAAGGCCAGGUAGAUGCUAAGAUGAUUGAAGAAAAUCACCAGAAGAUUGAUGACUGGCUCAACUGGGUGGAGAGACGAGAGGCUGGUGAGGCGACCGACACUGGAUCGCUCGAUGAGUUCCAGUCGGAUUCUGAUGAGGAUGAAUAUGGUUUUCCCGUGGAUGUUAUUCACGACGAGUCGACUGCCGCUGACGAUUCAGACACCCCACCCGUACCUGCUGGGAGUCAAGAACCUGCGCUGGACAGUGGAAAGUCAGAUGAUCUGACAUUUCCCGAGCCGGAGACUAGUGAGGAACGAACAAGCACUCACCCUAAUGCGGCGGAUGCUGCGACAGCCGGCCCUCGUCUAGUCGCCACCCAGGUUCCCCAGGUCGCUCCCAGCUCACCACAUCAUUCCUUCAUCCUGGAUUUCAGUGCGCAGGAGAUAGCAGAACAAAUGACGGUUGUGGAUCAUGAAAUGUUCGAGAAGAUUCAGUUCCAUCACCUCCUGUCCCUGGACUGGGCAAAGCCUGAUUUACUGUCGAAGUCAUGGAUCGAGUUCAUUAAGGAACGCAGCCGGCUGGAGUUUGAGGCUGGUCAAUAUCCUGAACGCAACAUACAGAAAAUUAAUGAUGUUGCUGCUGUGAGAGUUCGUGCUCAUAGCGUCACUCGCUUUGUCUCGACCGAAAUUGCACAGUCUUUACUGAGUGAACGAUCGUCAUUAUUUUGUAAAUUUGUUCGAGUGGCUUGGAAAUUGUAUCUUAUCAACAAUUAUUCCUCGCUCGUAGCAGUUUUGGCUGGGCUUCUUAAAAGUCAAACGCGUUCUGCCAUGGCGGAAGCCAAUUGCACGCUCCCAAUAUGGGAAUCGCGUGUAUUGGCGGACUUGAUGGCAUUCACCUCGAAAGCUGAUAACUUCAGCUACGUUCGGAAAAAAGUUGAGAGUCUAGCGGGUAUGCGGAAUCAUCCUCCUUCACUACCUAAACAUCAAGAGACUCAAAUCUUGGCAUGUAUCCCUCUACUGUCUGUCUAUUUCAAUGCCAUGUACGAUCUUUUACUUCUCCCUAACUACAUCGAUCCAUCUGCACUGUACAAGCGUAUUGGCCCCAACGACAACCUCCUUCACCCCGAACUGUUUGACGAACUUCCUGAAUUACCAGAUGGAGCAACCUUGAAGCCAUUGAUUAACGUCCAGAAACAACGUUUUAUUGCGUGGCUCAUCAAAGACUUUGCGGAGGGACAACUGCUGACCCGUAAAUACAACUACCCGCGACAUUCGCAGUUGUACAUAAGAAUAUGGCAGCUCGGAGACAAAAAGCCACUUCGGACUAGUUAAUGUUCGCCAAGGAUUAUUUACCCAUUUUCAUGACUCGCAAUGACAGUUCACGUUGACAAUACCAGUUGUUGUGAUUGAUUUAGACAUACAAUUAUCCUUUCUGUGCUUUGUUGGACGUCCAUUCGGUGUUGCAUUGCGUGAGAUGUAACUACUAGAAUAUUAGUUUGAUAUGGCAGACAGUAUUCAAA
This is a messenger RNA of Cantharellus anzutake, 4241 nucleotides long. Its product is annotated as ras guanine nucleotide exchange factor domain-containing protein. Gene Ontology annotation, molecular function: guanyl-nucleotide exchange factor activity. Gene Ontology annotation, biological process: Ras protein signal transduction; positive regulation of GTPase activity. NCBI's taxonomy places the organism in Eukaryota, Fungi, Basidiomycota, Agaricomycetes, Cantharellales, Hydnaceae. The coding region runs from base 43 to 4053 and encodes 1336 amino acids. The record is from RefSeq and is a predicted model, not a curated record. The transcript is spliced from 8 exons. Gene Ontology annotation, cellular component: plasma membrane.